AUGACGGUGAUAGCAGCAUGCAGUCGCUUCCUGCGCCGGUAUCUGUUCUGCCAGGAAGCAUUGAUCUUCUUAAUUUUAUUUGUGAUCGUCUACAAUUCUUUGUUCCACGUCAAGCCAAUAUGGCGAUAUUUUCAAAGGGCAAAAUUGAAAAUGCAACUCCGAUGGAACGGGCCGAACAACACAUAUGAUAAGGGUCCAGCUUCUUUAAGUUAUCCUGAAACUGCAGAGAGGAAGGCCUCAUGGGAUUUAAGGAAACAAAAUGCAGCAGUAUAUGCGAUUCAGGGACGACGCCCACACAUGGAAGACAGGUUCAACAUUGUCAGUCGUUUAGAGCACACAGGCACAUCUAUUUAUGGAGUGUUUGAUGGACAUGGUGGAGAGUUUGCUGCUGACUUUGCAGAGAAGACCCUGUUUAAAAGCAUUAUGAUUCGGCUGUUGAAGGCUUCUCUUGAUGAACAAACAGAAAAUUUUACUUCAAUGCUCACACAGGAAAUGCUGAACGUUGAUAACCAACUUCUGGACAUCGCUCGCUCAAACAUGGAUAUCUCAGGUUCUACAGCGUUAGUUGCUCUGGUGAAGGACGGUAAACUGACUGUGGCAAACAUUGGUGAUUCACGAGGUGUUCUGUGUGACAAAGAUGGCAGAAGUAUUCCCUUGUCAUAUGACCACAAGCCUCACUCGGUAAAAGAGAAGAAGAGGAUAAAAGAAGCAGGAGGUUUUGUGAGUUUUAAUGGUGUGUGGAGAGUUGCUGGUGUCUUAGCAACAUCUCGUGCACUUGGUGACUACCCUCUCAAAGACAAGAAUCUUCUUAUUGCCGAGCCAGACAUCCUUAGCUUUGAUUGCAAAGAAAUACAACCCCAGUUCAUCAUUUUAGCUACAGAUGGAUUAUGGGAUGUGUUUGGUAACCAGGAAGCUGUGGAUUACAUCAAAGAGAGGCUACAUGAGCCUCACUUUGGUGCUAAAAGUUUAGUGCUGCAGGCAUAUUAUAGAGGAUCGCUAGACAAUAUAUCUGUGAUGGUUGUAAAAUUUGGUACAAAUUCGGAUCUGUUACGGUAGUUUUGGAUAAAAAAUUAAAGACUAAAAUUAUUUUAAAAGUUACGUCCAUGUAUGUGUUCAAAUAACUGAUGUCAUGAU
Messenger RNA from Ylistrum balloti, 1134 nucleotides. Its product is annotated as protein phosphatase 1L-like. The record is from RefSeq and is a predicted model, not a curated record. Gene Ontology annotation, biological process: protein dephosphorylation. The coding region runs from base 1 to 1056 and encodes 351 amino acids. The transcript has 5 exons. Lineage: Eukaryota; Metazoa; Mollusca; Bivalvia; Pectinida; Pectinidae. Gene Ontology annotation, molecular function: cation binding; protein serine/threonine phosphatase activity.